Molecule: messenger RNA, 2526 nt
Organism: Spodoptera exigua (beet armyworm)
Lineage: Eukaryota; Metazoa; Arthropoda; Insecta; Lepidoptera; Noctuidae
Source: the annotation of a GenBank genome assembly
AUGGACAAAUAUUCAGAAAAUGAGUAUGAAUUUGCAUAUCGUCGUCAUUUGCGCAGGCGGGCUCCGGAACCAAACCGAUUAGAAAUAUUGAAGGCGAGUAUCAAGACUGUUAGCAAAGAAUACUGUGAGGAGUCAUCAAUUUGUGGUCUGAAGCACCUCGUUGACGAGAACACUCCGGUAAUUGAAAGGAUCAUUUGGAGCAUUACAAUAGUGGUUGGACUGAUUGGCUCCGUUUCGUUGGUGUGGGUGACCUUCAACAAGUACUAUAGUGCGCCCCUAGUCACCACGCAGACCCCUGAGGGUGUCUCCGUUAGCGAAAUCCUGUUUCCAGCUGUCGGAAUAUGCACGAACAACAGAAUAAGCAAGCGCGCUGCUACAGACCUUGCUAAGCGUUUACUAAAAGCAGAACGCAACAAAAAUUACACAGAGGAACAGAUGAUGUCCCUACUCUACGGCUUGGGCCAGUUAUAUUUGCUAGGCUCAGACAUUAAGAAAGAAUCGACCAUGGAAUUGCAUUACGCUUUAGGCGAAUAUGAUGUUCACACCCUCAUGCGCAGUUUAACACCGAAGUGCGAAAAUCUUUUGGUCAGCUGUAUGUGGGACACGACUCCGUUUCAUUGUCUGAAGUUGUUUGACUUUCGGCUCACUAUGAAUGGCUACUGCUGUACUUUCAACUACUUGAGACCCCACGACUCGACUUUCCAAGAUAAAACAAGCAACACGAGAACAAUAAAUAUGUACAGAUAUGGCAACAAAUCGUCGUUUGAUUUCGACCAGGGUCUUAAAGUUUUGUUACGCCUUAAUGAGAGUGACGAUUUCUUCUACAACAUACCUUUGCAAGGAGCGCAGUUGCAGUUCUCGGAUGCAUAUGACUUUCCUGACUCACCGAGUGGUAGCUUUGCUAUGCAGAUCAUAAGCCCCAGCGUAGAAAUGACGGUUAUGGUAACAGCGAGCAUAACAAUGGCUUCGAGAGAUAUUCAACACGUUCCAAUAAAAUUGAGGAAAUGUAGAUUCUACGACGAAUCCUCGUAUCUCCCAUUCUACACGUACAGCGAUUGCAUGCUAAAGUGCAGAAUGGAAUUUCUAUUGGACAAUUGCAACUGCACUCCGUUCAAUAUGCCGAAGGUGGAAUAUGUCAGGACGUGCAAUAUGAAGGAUGUGCCUUGUUUACAACAAUAUUAUGUGUGGGAGAGCCAUGCUUCGGCACGAAUGGGUCGGCUCGACCGGAGUGUUACCACGGCCUUACAGAAAACCGGCGUGAAACAACCACAGCGUUGUGUUUCGCCGUCCCAAUCCAUAUCAGUACGCCCCAACGUGGACAGUGUACCCGAAGAAUUAGAGUUGGACGCUGUGAACGGAGGAAUCUACUGUCCAAUGUGUUACCCGACCUGUUCUAAGACGGCGUACAGUUACGAUUUCCACAAUGUACUUAUAUAUCCAGAAUACCUCAAUGCUAUACCUAACCAUAAUCGAGAUCCUUGGCUAACAAUGUACUGUAUUGUUGUUAAGCACGUGAGAAGCACCUGUGUAGAAACGCUAGCAAACUGCUCAUGGAAUGGGGAGCCGUUCGAAUGCUGUGAGUACUUCAGACCGAUGGACACCGAGCUUGGAACUUGUUAUGCUAUUAAUACUUUGCAGGGAAGAGAGAAGAAUGCCCCUAAAUUGGAUAUGACGAGUAAUCGCACGACUGGUCCCGGAGCUAUCAGAUUCGAUGUUAUGGUGACAGCAAACAUUUACAUUCUGAAUGAGGAAGAGGUUCCAACACUAACUACUAUAGGAUCAGAUGUUCUCACUGUCGGACAAGAAAUAUUUCACAAGCGUUAUAUAACCAUACGCAACAUAGAAAAUGACGCAGGCGCCAGAUUGAUAUCGCCAGAGAAGAGGAAAUGUCGCUAUACAGAUGAAAACUUCUUGCAAGUGUACCACCAUUAUUCAUAUACAGCUUGUACAGUGCAGUGUAGAAAGGACGCUCAGCUAAAGCUUUGUAACUGUACGAAUUACUUCAUGCCGAAUGUUCCAGAGCAUCUUCGGUGUAAUGUGAGCGGUAUCAUCUGUUUGAACAGUCAUGUCCAUGAACUUUCGGUUUUAAAAGCGAGCUGGUCGUCUCGUCCUGGUUUGUCCUGCAACUGCCUCCCGUCAUGCACAGAGGCGGAGAUUUCAAUCACAAAGGAUUUUAAGUUCGUCACGACGGACAGCUAUGCCAGUGUUCAGAUUGAGCUGGCGGUUCUACCCAGUGAACGGUACAGGAGGAACGUGGUGCGAGGCGUUCUGGAUUUAGUAGUGUCAACUGGCGGUACUGGAGGUUUAUUCCUCGGAGCCAGCAUCCUUAGCUUCGUAGAACUUUUAUACAUAUUACUUAUUCGACCAUUCUGCGACAUUUACACGCAACGAGAUGACGACCCCUGGCACCGAAGGUUUGGUCUGCGACGCCUUCAAGAUAAUAAUUUUGUCCCAAAUUGGGGCUGGACUUAUAAUGGGAAGGCUGGAGAUAAGGAUACAUCUAAGGUUGAAGAACGAACACAAUGA